Molecule: messenger RNA, 1863 nt
Organism: Notechis scutatus (mainland tiger snake)
Lineage: Eukaryota; Metazoa; Chordata; Lepidosauria; Squamata; Elapidae
Source: RefSeq, a predicted model, not a curated record
AGGGAAAGCCGUAUGAGGCAAGGAGGCGGAGGAGGGCGAGCGUCUCAGCUGGCUCGGACGGGGGGUCUUUUCCAGACCAUGGCCUCCUCCACCGGUGAGGACGUAAUAACCAGCAAGGAGAACCGGGAGGAGAAUAUCGGCAUGAACUUGAUGGAGUUUUCGGAUGAAAUCCUCUUGCACAUCUUGCGGUACACUCCCGUGUCGGAUCUUGUCUUGAAUGUCCGAAGAGUCUGUCGGAAACUUUCCGUCCUCAGUCUUGACAAAAGCCUCACUCACACCGUGAUCCUGCAUAAAGAUUACCAGGUGGACAAAGACAAAGUGAAACAGCUAAUGAAGGAGAUUGGAAAAGAGAUCCACGAGCUGGACAUGACCGGCUGUUACUGGUUGCCCGGCUCGACCGUCGAUCAGGUGACCCGCUGCAAGAACCUGGUGAAGCUGAACCUCUCCGGCUGCCACCUUACCUCCCUCCGCCUUUCGAGGAUGCUCUCGGCCCUGCAGCACCUCCGCUCGUUGGCCAUCGACGUGAACCCCGGGUUCGACGCCUCCCACCUGAGCAGCGAGUGCAAGGCCACCCUGAGCCGGGUGCUGGAGUUGAAGCAGACCCUCUACACGCCCUCCUACGGGGUGGUCCCCUGCUGCACCAGCCUGGAGAAGCUGCUGCUGUACUUUGAGAUCCUCGAUCGGUCCCGGGAGGGGUUGAUCAUCUCCGGACAGCUGAUGGUAGGGGAGAGCAACGUGCCCCAUUACCAGAACCUACGGGUCUUUUACGCCAGGUUAGCGCCUGGCCCGGUCAACCAGGAAGUGGUGAGGCUGUACUUGGCCGUGCUGAGUGACCGGACGCCCGAAAAGCUCCACGCUUUCCUCAUCUCUGCCCCGGGUGGGUUUGCUCAGAGCUGCGCCGUUAAAAACCUCUUGGAUUCCAUGGCCAGGAACGUGACGCUGGACGCCCUUCAGCUGCCUCGCUCCUGGAUGAACGGCUCCAGCCUCCUGCAGCACCUGAAGUUCAGCAACCCUUUCUACUUCAGCUUCAGCCGCUGCAGUUUGUCCGGUGGGCAGCUGGUCCAGCGGGUGCUGAACAGCGGCAGGGACUUGGGUGGCUUGGUGGGCUUGAACCUGAGUGGCUGCGUCCACUGCCUGUCCCCCGAUUCCCUGCUGCGGAAAGCGGAGGACGACAUUGACAGCGGGAUCGCCGAAACCCUGGUGGACACGUGCCGCAACCUGAAGCAUCUCAACCUCUCCGCUGCCCACCACCACAGCCCGGAAGGCCUGGGGAAGCACCUGUGCCAGGUCCUGGCGCGCCUGAGGGGCCUCCUCUCGCUGGCGUUGCCGGUUUGCGCCGUGGCCGAUGUAGCCGCCACCCUGCUGACUGCUGACAAGCCUUCGGUGCAGCCAGUGGCUCACUCGGCCUCUCAAGGGCUCGGGAAGAAGGUCCGGAUCGGAGUGCAGGCGUAUCCCAGGAACUGCUUGGAGCAGAGCGUCCCCAGGCCGCCCUCCUCCGUCUUCUGGACUCUCUUGGAGAACCUCCCGUUUCUGGAAAAGCUGGAGCUGAUCGGCUCCAGUUUUUCCUCCGCCAUGCCCCGCAACGAGCCGGCCAUCCGGAACUCCUUGCCUCCCUGCAGCCGGGCGCAGCAUAUCGGGGACGCCGAGGUGGCUGCCAUUGGCCAGCUGGCCUUCCUGCAAAGCCUCACCUUGGCCCAGUUGCCCAACAUGCUCACGGGCUACGGGCUGGUAAACAUUGGGGUGCAGUGCCAGCGCCUGCGGACACUCUCCUUGGCCAACCUGGGCCUGAUGGGGAAAGUGAUGUACGUCUCGGCUCUGGUGGACAUGCUGAAGCACUGCAGGUGUCUGCAAGAUCUCAGGUGA